Molecule: messenger RNA, 829 nt
Organism: Capsicum annuum
Lineage: Eukaryota; Viridiplantae; Streptophyta; Magnoliopsida; Solanales; Solanaceae
Exons: 2
Coding region: 124-753 (209 amino acids)
Source: RefSeq, a predicted model, not a curated record
UUCAUCAUUUUGAAUUUUAUCUCUCUAUCUCUUUCUAUCUGAUCUCUCUCUCCAUGUUAGAUAGCCACUCUUUCUUGUUUGGUGCUCCUUCUAAUUAUUCUGAUCAAUUUUCUUCAUCAGAAAAUGGUUUUAUUAUCAAAAGAAAAAGAAGACCUGCUGGUACUCCAGGUAUCAUCUGAUGUCCUUCGUGAGGACAUUGUCAAUCUUCGUGAUUUCAUAGAGAUGUUAAAGGAUAAAGAAGAUCAAAGUGUUUUUGACACGGAUCAAAUUGAAAAGCUGAAAUUGGAGCUGACAUUUUUGUCAGCAUGUUUACAACUUUGUUAUUACAUUUCGGAUGGUUUUAAUGCCGAAAUGUCUUGCAUAUCAUAUGAGGUUCGUGAUCUGGUUCAGUCACUUUUUCAUCAGAGUGGAGAUGACAAGCUGGUUAAAUUAAAGGAUUAUGUUGUUCCUCACCUUCUUGAAAAUAUCAAAAGUUCUAAAAUCUCAGAUCAUCAUUCUGAAUCAAGUGCCACCAUGACCGAGGAUCAGUUGGUUGAACUCUUGGACGCACUUCUUGUGAAUUUCCAUUAUAUAGCCAAGGUUCUUGCUGAGUUACUUUUGCCAUCAAGGACCCAAUAUGAGCUUCUUCAGAAUGUUUUUCGCAAUUUAAGAGAUUUUCAUGGUCUGAUAGUAAACGGUUGUACUCAGUGUAAUACAAUUGAAUGUGUCUUACCUCAGUUUCAACUUAUGGCUGAGAGAGUAGGACACUUCUGAUUUGUGCUUUUGUCUUAUCAACCUGAUAAAACAGAUGAAAAUGAAGAAGCUGAAGAAGAUAAAGAUGAAGUCUAUU